AUGUCGAACCCCUUGGAUACAGAUGCAGGCUCGGAAAUGUUCGCCAGCUAUGAGAACGAGCUGAAGCUCGUCCAGGCGGACCUCAGUCAGAAGCUGGAUCAGAUCGCCGAGGCAAGCGGCGAGCAGCGCAAGUCUGCAAUCCGACAAGCGGAGCAGGUCCUCGACGAGGCCACAGAAUUGCUCGAUCAAAUGCGCCUGGAAAAGCAGAACAUCCCCUCCGCCUCGCGAUCCAAGGUCAACAUUCGCUUCCGCAAUUACUCCACUGAUAUCGACGAGACCAAGCGCAAGCUCAAGUCUCUUUCAGACGAUCGCAAAGCUCUCUUUGGCGAUCGCUACACCGAUGAGCCCGUUGACGAACACCUCGAACAGCGCCAGCAACUGUUGUCGGGCACCGAGCGCCUCGAGCGCAGUUCCGCCCGUAUCCAAGGUGCCCAACGAACCGCAUUAGAGACAGAGGAUAUCGGGCGGGGUGUUCUGGCCGAUCUGCAUCAACAGGGCGAGACGCUGCGGCACACUCGUGCGACACUUCAAGGGAGUGAGGGGAUGGCUACGAAUCGGAUAAUCACGAUUGCGAUUAUCACCGUCCUUGUUCUAUUGAUUUUCGCGGUCAUUUUUAGCAAGUUCCACUAG
Penicillium diatomitis is the source of this 630-nucleotide messenger RNA. Its product is annotated as v-SNARE protein VTI1. The record is from RefSeq and is a predicted model, not a curated record. The transcript is spliced from 3 exons. Gene Ontology annotation, biological process: retrograde transport, endosome to Golgi; intra-Golgi vesicle-mediated transport; intracellular protein transport. Gene Ontology annotation, cellular component: ER to Golgi transport vesicle membrane; SNARE complex; late endosome membrane. NCBI's taxonomy places the organism in Eukaryota, Fungi, Ascomycota, Eurotiomycetes, Eurotiales, Aspergillaceae. Bases 1 to 630 code for a protein of 209 amino acids. Gene Ontology annotation, molecular function: SNAP receptor activity; SNARE binding.